Molecule: messenger RNA, 14208 nt
Organism: Caenorhabditis auriculariae
Lineage: Eukaryota; Metazoa; Nematoda; Chromadorea; Rhabditida; Rhabditidae
Source: the annotation of a GenBank genome assembly
AUGACCUCCUCAUAUCCAAAAAGUUUACCUUCCGCUGACGAUGCGAUAUUUACCUUGCUGACCAACUUCUCGUCGAACUCAUCCAAAAAGCUGAGUCAGAAGUCGUGCCAAAAACCCAGGGCGACGGCCGGACAAACAAUUUGUUUGACCGGAAUUGACCCGCGUCGGUUCUCCUCCGUGUUACAUGCAAAUCAGUCCAACCAUCCGUGGGCACAUCAAACAAAACAAAUACACAGACAGGAGAGAAUUGAAGGGGGGCCGGCGGAAAACGUCUCCGCUCAGAUUGCACGGCGGCAUCCGGCCAAUCCUUUCCUUUUUCGUCGGACCCGGCAGAUGUUGGCGGGUCCAGUCGUGUUUGCCAACUGUUGAUUGGGAUUCAAUUGGAGAGUGGGACCGUGUCUGUUAAUGGCCAAUUACAAGCGGAUCCACACCUCAGCGGGUGGCUUUUUCUCACAAAAGUGUGGAAAACUGGCAAAAGGAGGAUUCAAAACGACCCCUUUGAAGUUUCUCCUCUCAAAGCUAUAUAAAUUCCUUAAAAAAGGCUUUCCCCACUUAUUUUCAGCUGUUUUUCAAGUUGGAAAGCCGAAAAAUUGAAAGAAAUACCUUCAAAAAAAGGACUCCGAGAGUACAGAUUUUGCUUAGAAAUUCCUAAAAACUCCAGAUAUGUCACGAAUCUCUAAAAUAAAAAAUUAAUAAUCACUGGGCAACAGUUUUAUAUAGUUUUAUACCAUUCGAUAGCUGUGAAAUAUUUUUUUACAAGGUAACGCUAGCGUUUGUCGAAUUGAGUCCAAAAUAACUUUAUUCUGCAUUUUGAAGCCACGAAAAAGUGAAAGAAACAAAAUUCAUAACUGAAUAUGCUUUCUAACUAACGGUGCAAUUCAAUUUUUUCUUGCAAAAAAAUGGCAAAAGGAAUUCGAUCAGGAUGAGAUUCGAACUCACGCGGGGAAACCCCAAUGGAUUAGCAGUCCAUCGCCUUAACCACUCGGCCACCUGAUCACUGGCUGCCAAGCCAUGACUUUUGCGUUAACAUGCGCCCGUAAAAUGGUUAUAGUGGACAAACUUGCGUGUUGAAGAUUGAAAUGUAUACUUUUAUGACUAUACAUUGUUCUGGCAAGCCCAUGAAAUGGAGUUGUAGCCGUGGUGGAUUGAAUUUCCGAAUGUUUGUGCCCAUCCUGAGGACGUGACAACAUUCCGCAGAUCGCGAGACGUUUCUUCUCACAGAUUGGGCUCUAAAAAGUGUAGUCGAUUGAAGGUUUUCUCGGGAAGUGGGAAAUUAGGCGAAAAUUGCCGUUGGCUCUUGCUGCCGUAUCAUAAAUUAUGUAGUUUUGCAUAAUUACACUGGCUAGGCCGGCCACAAAACAGAGCCGAGGUUUUUUUUAGUUCCAGGGAAUAUUAGUGACGAAUUGAAUUAGAAACACGUGUUAGCACGACAUUUGGAGACUUUUAGAGAUGGAUUGAGUCAAAUUUAGCAGAUGAGAGCAAAAAUGAGGGCGUGGAAUCAAAAACGUCUUUUGCUUUUUUUUUUUUGGUUUUUUUCGACAUUUUUUUUUAUAUUUAUUUAUUAUCGUGUUGGAAAUAUAUGGAAAUAUCAAAUAAUCAAUAGAAGUGAAAAAAAAAAUUAUAUUUUUUUGUCGAGAACAGUAGGGCGCACUUGAGCCUUUCGGGACGAAAACUUCUUUUUCGGAUCACAAAUUUUUUUUUUGGCUUUUCCGAUUUUAAAAAGAUUUCAUGUUUUAUCCCAUUCUGCAAAUAUCUAUUUUCUCAUUGAUCAAGUCAAUCUUCUACCUUUUCAUUGAACCUUUUCAUUGCUCAUUAAAAAUAAAUUAAAUGCUGCAAUAGUCCAAUUUCCAUUCACUUUUUCAUCAGUUCCAUUUCAGGACGCUUUGGGAGACUCUUCACGACAAUGGUGGGUAUCCGACGCCCGGUACGAACUCAUAAGGCCCUUCUACGGCCUUCGCGUGUCCCCCGUCCUUCCUGAAGAUUCUGGAACCUACCGUUGUCGCCUGGAAACCGAUCCGUUGUUUGCCGUCACCCUUUCAACGGCUCAACAAGAAUUGGCUGUUAUGGGUUAGUCGCCAAUUAUCCGUUUGUUAAGUCACGCGUUAUGCUAAUUUGCUUUCUUUUUUCUCCUGAUAGUUGCAAAUUGGCGUGAUUUUUGCGUCGCUUACUCAACGGUUAAUUGCCCCGCGGGAGAUUGAAAUCUCUGAGAAACAUGCGUCAAAUGCAAUUUGUCCGAAACUGGGGGAUUAAAACUCAAAACCGCUGCCGAUUUUUCUUCGGUCCAUCUGCCCGCAUCUGCGAAUUUCAUCUUUGUAUGACCUUUAUUUUGAGUUUUAUGGAGCAGAAUGGAUAUUUUGAGGGAGAUGCGGCAGAUUAGAAAUGAAAUGGUUUUUGAGAUUUCAUAACUAGGAAAAAGGAAAAAAUUUUUUUUCUUAGUUAUGUAUGUAGUUAAAUAUUUGCUUGAGAAAUUGACAAGAUAAUCGAAAAAUGUACAAAUUUGUCCAUUUUUCCUAAAAAAAAAUUUUCGCAUCUAAAAAAACUGAAAACAGCAAGUCUUUACAUAAUUUUUUCCAAAAAAACUUUCCAAAGUCUCUAAAUUUCACUAUUUUUUUAGCCCAUGAUUAGUUAUAACCAAUGAUAAGGAGUACGAAAUCGAUAAAAUAUUUUCAAAAAAAAAAAACUCUCCAAAAGCUUCAAGAAGCAGGGUUUUCAGUUUUCGAAACUUUUUAGAUCAAAAACAGAAGGAAUUCUAAAUUUUCUCAACGAAAAUAGGAAUUGAAACCUCCUUGAAUAAUCGCCGAGCUCUUUUAUGCAUGUGACACCCGGUUCGAUUUGGCUUCUCAAGUGUUUUGCACCAUUUGCGGUCACCUUUCCUGUUGGGUUCUCUCUAAGUGCCUAAAUUUUUCAAUUCGAAGCUACUAAACGGGGAAUUUCUUGUCUUUUGACGAAAUCGUGCACAAGUCUCAAAAGGACAUGAGCUCCCGAGGAAUCUGACGGAAAAAGAUAAGAAUCUUGACGUGGACGCGACGAAUUCGAGCAUACAUGACGGAACAUUUGAUGAAAUCGAGCAGGAAGUCGAGAUAAUUUCAAGGGGAAUUUUCGGUUUUUGACAAGUUGAGGAUGACGAAAAUCCAUGAAAGAUGACUAGUCGUCCGCAUUUUCGAAGAAAAAGCCAAUUAAAAAAAUUGUAAAAAAAUCCGACUAGAAAAAUCGCUUUUUUUCUGGAAUUCCAAUAUUUUUCUUUGUUUUCUCGGAUUAAACAUUUAUUCGAAAAAUUUUAACCUAGGCGAUAUUUUUAAGGUGUUAUUUUAGGCACUGAGGGCUUGCAUAACCUGGAAAAAACAGAAAAAAAAAUGCUUCGAGACUUUUUUAAACCUCCUUUUUGAGGCCCAAGUAAAGUUUUUUUGAACUACAUAGGUUUAGACAAAGACUUUGAAUUUUUGAGAUACUAUUUAACGUUUAAAAAAAUAAUUUCAAUAUUAUUUUAAUACAUAAUUUUGUGACGCCACAGUGGAUCUUAUUAUCUUGCGAAAGAAGUUUCAAGAAAUCAAAUAAUAUUUUUUAAAAGUUCUAAAAGUUCAGUGCUUUUCUAUUUUUGUAUCAUUUCUUCUUUUUAAUUCGCUAGAUCUGCUAAAAAAAUCUCCAAUUUUUUUGACCCGUUCAUAGCAUCCGUACAAUCCUCCAAACCGUUGCCCAGUUUUUUGCUUCAACAAGAUUAAAAAAUAAUAAUAAAUGUGCAAUUUUUCAAACACCUUCCGUGCACGGAAGCGUUCUCCGCCAAAAUAACAAAUCAUUAACGAGCUCGGGACAAUUGGCCGAAAACAUGCUCCGAAAGUGUCGCGGACGAUAUAAACGGCCCCGGUUGACGAAUGAGCUCCGUGCUCCGUGAGCCGUGAAAAUGAGCAGCGGCUCUCGCAUUUAUGAAGUGAGGUGGCGAGGCUUUUCGACCGGCUGGACAAAGGCCUCGCCACUCAAGUGUUCUUGGCGCGUCGGAACGGCCGUCCGAAGCGCGCUUGUAACCUUUUCGGGGGGAUCUUUCCGGUGAGCUUAGGCAAAACAUAGGGGGACAUGAAUGACCUUACUGAAAUCGCUCAGGAAAAGGGGUUUAGAGAUGGAAUAAGGAAUAGGUGAAUAAUAUUCACAUAAUAUUUUCAGUUAUAUCCUAACUUCUUGAAGAGUCAGAAGAAAAUCCUGAAAGUAUUAAUUUUCUAGCUUUUGAGAAAGGAUAUCUAGAAGUUGAAGAACUUUAUCGAAAUCCGUAAAAAGAGAUUAUUUUGAAACUGAACCUUUUUUAAUAAAAAGACGGGCAAGUUGAAAAAUUCAGGAUCUUCAUUUGAUACAUCAACGAGAGUUUUGGUGAAUUUCUCGAAAACUCCCGACCGAAAAGUAAAAAAAAACUUCCUUGUGAGAGAAAAUAGCCGCUAUAAAACUUCCUGUAAGAAAAUGCCGGCAAAAAGGCAGAAUGGACUCUAUAACAGCAGCUAUUUUCUUCCCUUUCCUCAUAACAAACGAGAAUUAACAGAAAUUCUGGAUCCAAUUGAAGAUUACACCACACGCGCAGGUGGAAUCACACGCAGGUGUCAAUUUUGAUAGCCGCGCAGCUUAUAAUUAAAAGAUUAGCGCGUUCCCGACGUUUUGACUUGACUGCGCGUAAAUCGCGGCUGUACUGAUUAGGGUGAAUACAUUAUGGAGGUAGGACAAGCAAAAACAUAAUGAAGGGUUUAUGGAUUUCGAGAAGUUCAAUAUAUUCGAAAUAUUUUAUUUCGAAUCACAAAAAAAGCAUUUAAAUUUUUGCUUUACAUUAAUAAAAAAAGAUAAAAAUUUUUUGAAUCGUAAAUUUGCAAAAUGUGGGUUUUUAGCUCAACUUCCCGAUUUUUUUCAAAAAUAAUAACUCAAAAAAAUGGAAAAUGAAGUAGAUAAUGAGGGAUCUAGAAAUUUGAAGCGUGUUUGAGCAAUUUUGUAGAAAAAAUGACCUCCCGUGUUAGUUGAUUUUCAGUUUCCAAAAUAGAAAUCAUUGGAAAGAAUAUUAUUCCAGAUUUUACUUGGCGACAAAAACUUCGAUAUUGCAGUCCGACCAGUACCUCCAUCUUCCCCCGAAGUGAAAGCCUUCUCGAACCGGUCGGUGACCCUGGUCUGGACGCACAACGCGGCUCGAGCCCACCGUCCUGUCCUCCGCUUUUCCGUGGCCGUCCGCACCGUCGCCGACAGCACCAGAUUCGUCAUGGCGGCUCCUUCCAACGCCUCGACGGUCAUCGUCGACAACCUCGCCCCCUUCACCCUCUACGCCUUCGCCGUCCGUGCCGAGAAUGCCGCCGGAGAAAGCGAUUUCGGCCCUGAAACGACCUUCAGAACACUCGGAGAGGCUCCCGUCAGACCUCCUGACAUCACCGGAGUGAGGAAUGCAACGAAGAACUGCGUCGAGGUCUCCGUCGAGCCUCCAGAUGAGAUGCACGGCGACCUCGUCGCUUACGUCGUCGUCCUGCAGAUGAUCAACAAGACGGAACCUGUCAGAAAAGUGUGGGUUUUGAGGAAAUUUCACAAAAAGGAAAAGCCUCCACAUUUGACAGAAAAGUAUAUAUGAACAUCACCAGUUCUUUUUUUCAAUAUUUUCAAUCUCUCAUUGGAUAAAUUUUGAUAUUCUCGAUUUACUAUCACUUAUAAAAAAAAUAUGUCAUAACUCAAAAAUUGUGACAAGCUGGUGCGGAACGGGCUAAAAAAUUCGUCUUCAGAAAAAAUUCCAAGGUUAUUUCCGGUUCAGAUUCAAGUCACCGACUCCCGAAUCGCUGAAGAUCUGCGACCUGACGUCGUCGGCCGAAUACGCGAUGACGAUCGAGGCGGACAACGGCUUCGGGACGAGUCCGCCGGCGCGCGCCGUCUUCCGAACCGAGCCCGAUCUUCUCGACCUGGCGCCGUCGAACUUCUCGGCCAGUGCCGUCGUCGGGAAACCUGAAGUGACGGUCACUUGGCCCGCCCCUUCUGCCGACGGAAAAGCCCUCGAUAUUGUCAAAUAUCACUUGUACUAUCGGGUUGGAGAGGUGCCAAUAAAGUUUAUUAGGAUCAAAUUUCAGGAAGAAUCGGCGACAGAAUGGCAGGUCGAGCAUCUCAGUGUCGGCAAAAUUCGACCCAAGAUUUAUAAGUACCGACUGAGUGCUCUAGGUAAUAAAAAUUGUACAUCUAUAUUUGUAUAUUCAACAUUUCAAGAAAAAAAGGCCUUUUUGGUUGUUUUAAAAGAGUCUUUAAUUAGGUUCGCCACUCUAGUUACCACUCUGACAUGCUUAAGUUCUCUUAUGACAUUCAAUUGGACUGAAAACGGGCUUUCGCCCCGGGAUCUUUUGAUUAAAUCAGUCUAUGCUCCUUUAAUAACUUCAGCACGGACUUUCGAUAAAUCUUUGCCUUAUUUUAUUUUUUUCUGAAACGAGAUGAACAGAAUAAAAUUUAACUUAUCCUUUUUUUAAUCAAAAAUAAUUAAAUUUUCCUUUUUUUUAAUCUUGUUCUGGAUAUUUUUCAAGUAGUUUCCUUUAUUCUGUCUCUUUCGCGGGAUAAAUUAAAUGAAUCCAUAAUUAUCGUGGGUCCAAAAUUUGAACUUUUCCAGCUCCCGCCACGAAAUAUCUGAUACGGUUGUCGGCGUCUUCAAGCACCGGGGAAGGACGGAAAAGUGACGAAGUUAAGAUUUCUACUGACGUUGAAGGUAACGAUAACUUUACCUGAAAAAACUCAAAAAAAUCGAUUUUUCAGUUCCUGGAACAGCUACCUUGAAAACCAUCGCAUUUGACUGCAAGAAUGGCGUCAAACUUUCCUGGGAGUAUCCUCAGAAGUACGUUUGAUGAAAAAUAGACUUGAUAUUCUGAUUAUUUCUAGAAAAUCACCUCUCUACACGGUUCAAGUGGCCAACAGGACCUCCUCGAUGACUUUCAACACUUCCUUGGAAAAAGUUCGUGUUUUUCAGGACUAUUAAGACGUUUUAAGUGAAGCCUUAUUUGGCAAAAAUAACCUUGAAAAUUAACUGCUUCAAAAAAAUUUUUUUUCUGCAUUUUUUCGAAUAACUGCUGUGAAAAGUUGAAAGUUAUCAAAUUUAUGAAUGUUCCAGUAUUGAACAGAAAAAAUAUUUUCUCACUGAAUAUCAAUUUUCCAGCUGGACGUCAUCGACCUGAAGCUCAACGACGAGUACGCCGUCCAGAUUUUGGUCUCCGAGAAAAGUGUCGCCGACAAUUUCACCCUUCUACAAGGACCCUGGAGCCCAGAAAAUCGCUUCUUGCUCAGUGGUACUCCCGAAAUCUCACUCAAAAUCAACUAUGUCUUAUUUUUUCCAAGAAAACUGCAAUUAUCAGUCGUCUCUGUGCUCUGGAUCGACCGGAAAUUGCCUGAAACUCGCAAUGCAGGUAAUUUUUAGUUUUUAGAAUUUUCACAGUCAAAAAAACCUUAGAAAAUUGAUUAGUUUCAAAAAUUUUGAUUUUUUGAUAUGCUUUUAUCUCAAAUUUUCCAAAUUUUUUUAUCGUCUUUUAACUCUAAAAACUUGUGCGUGAAGUAAUAAAUCAAAAAAAGCUUAUUUAUUCUUGAUUAAUAAAAAGUUGAACAGGAAUCAGUAUUAGACGUGAAAAAAAUAGCCUCGAAGCAAUUUAAUAAAUUUUUCUUUUUCUUUGAGGUACUUUUUUUAUUUUUUUCUGAUACGUUAAUGAUGUCGAAAAAAAGUUUUUUUUUAAAUUUUUUUCCAUAGCGGUUUUCCGAUAAAAUAAUGGAACAGGCAGUAAAAAAGGAACAUAAUUAAUUGAUUUUUUUAAUUCAUCAAAAGAUAUAGUCUGUGUGCCACGACUUGAAAUUUAAAGGAACGACAUUCCGCUGUUCCGCUGCGUGCGUUCGCGAAGCGUCUUUCGAAUCUAGGUCACGUUUUCAAUUGAUUUUUAUUGCUGUGGGAGCACAUGAAAGAAAGUACCUUAAAAAAGGAAAAAAAUUUUAAAAGCGCGACCAAGGUUCGCAAAAGCGAGCAGCGGUACAGCGGAAUGUCGUUCGGGGACAUUCCAAGUCGUGGUACUCAGGCUAUAGUAACGCUUAAAAAAUUUAAAAAUGAAAAAGAAACUGUUGGAAAAAAUUUUCUAGUUGACUUUUCGUUUUCAGCUCGAUUCUUCUCGGCCCAUUUCGAUUCUGAUCGGCGUCAUCGCCAUAAUUCUUUUCGCCAUGAUCUGCUUCUUAAUCGCUCACUUAGCUCGAGGGUAAGGUUAUCCCAUUUCCAAAAUCUAAUCGAUUUCCAAUCUCAGAUCCAUCAACUUCAAACAGAUCCUGAAGAAAAAAGAGAAAUGCGUCUAUUUGGAGGAAGUCAGUCCGUUAGUUUAUGGUAGGGCCUGGAGAAUGAAAAAAAUUAAAGAAAUUCUGAAAUUUUCCAGAUUCCGUGGGCCACGAAGAUAUUCCCGUUGAGUUGUUCUACGGAUACGUCGAAGACCUGAAAAGGAACGAUAAUGCCAAGUUCAAAGCACAGUUUCAGGUUUGUUAUCUAGUAUUGAAUUGUCUUCAUCAAUUUUACUAUUUUCAGCAAGUUGAGCAGGCGACUUACAGCGGAAAGCACGACACGACGGACGCUUUCAGUGAAAAUGUCGAGAAAAAUCGGUUCGUUUGAUUUUUUCAUUCACUGGUGAAUCGAGAGGUAGAUACAAGUAGGUACCGGGUAGCAACUCAAGUGAAUCGGCGAAUCGUAAUCGGUGGUCAUUUGUAUGCGACCGGGUACUAUCUCUAUGGUACCUGGAUAGUACCUGAUCGGUAUCUGGUUGCUACCGGGUAUGUACCUGAAAUUCGCGAUUGCCACUGGUUGGCACAUCGGUCGUUUAUAUACCAUCCGUGUUUUUUACACGUUCCCAAGCCUUCCAGGGUCUUAUUGGAUAAAGCUGACACAAAAAAUAACGACCCGGGUGCUUAGGGGUUAGACACUCGAUUUCUAUACGGGGCACCUAGCCCUCUGGCGAGCACCAUUUUUUUCCCCUAUAAAGGCUUUCUUUUUUCCUUAACCCCUCUAGGGACCGCUCUGAGGUUCCUCAGAACGUCGCUUCUAAAAAUUGCAGCGAAGUUUUAUAAUUUUAUGAGUUUAUGGGCUUGAAUUUUUAACCGAUAUAUUUUUCUUUGCUUGGCUUUGAUUUAUGCUAUGAUUAUUAAAGAUAUAUGAACAUUGGAGCGAUUGAAGAGACACGGAUUCGCUUGAACUCGCCUCACAACGGUGGAAAUGACUACAUCAACGCCAAUUACAUCGACGUAAUAAUGAAUUUUCGAGAAAAAAAAAUUAUAAUUCAUCAAUUUUUAGUCGUGCGAGAAACGACACGCCUACAUUGCGACGCAGGCCCCGUUGCCGUCGACUUUCGAGGAUUUCUGGGGGAUGGUCUGGCAGGAGAGAUGCAGCAUCGUCGUCAUGAUCACCAACAUGGUCGAGGACGGCAGGGUCCGUUUUGAGAACUCUUAGAACUUAUAUUCCUUAGGAAGUCUUUUUUAAAAGCGUUGGGUUUGGUAAAAGGAAGAAAAAUGCUUCUGAAGAAUUUUUGUCAAAAUUCAGCUCUAAAAUGCCUGAAUAGUCGGGUUUUCAUACAAGGAUGAAGCUCAGUGAGAAAAUAAUAAUUAGCAACUCUGAUAAUUCCCUAACAAGCUUCAUUCACAUGAAAAAUAAUUUCCGAAUUUUUCUGAUGGUCAUCUCCCUGAUAAACAAAUGAAGAGUUAGAUUGAAGGACUUUCUCAUUGUUAUUUUCUCUUUUCUCGUCCGAAAUUUCAUAUUUUUCAGAGGAAAUGCGAUCAGUACUGGCCCUCAAAUGUGAAUGCCCACCAGACCUAUGGGAACUAUGAGGUUUAUCGAUUAAAAAAUGGAACUUUUCCGAUAAAAAAUCGCUUCAGAUUAGCCUCGUCUCUGAAACCUCCAACGCUCACUUUGUACAUCGAACCCUUUGUCUUCGAAUAGCGAAAAGCGUUCCGCAGGUGAAAUUCGAAUAGAAUAGUAGAAUGAAUUACGAUUGUUAGAUAUUUUUAUGUUUAGCUUUGCAGAAAAAAAGCGGAAGUCUCAUGUUCAGCUUCGCAGAAAACCAUUAGAAGAAUGCAAAAAUGACGGUCUUACUGUUUUCUCAAAGUUCAAAAUCUGAGAACGUUUCGAGCGCUCUGUUCCCUUAAACUAUCCCAGUAUUUCAGCGAAAAAUCAUUAUUUAGUCAUGAUUUUUAAGAUUAAAAAAAGGAAAAAAAACGUAAUGAAACAGUUAGGAAUAGUAGAGUCUAGUUAACCAAUAUCUCUAAACAUUUACUUGUUUGGCAUAGAAUUUUAAAAAAGUGAAUAUUAACGAACGAAUUUUAUAUAUUCAGACGGAGCGCAAAGUGCACCAGUUGCACUUCACCGGCUGGCCGGACCACGGAGUUCCCGCCACCGUUUUUCCUUUGCUUGAUUUCGUCCAUUAUGUCUCAGAUAUCCAGUCUACGGGUCCUAUUGUCGUUCAUUGCAGGUCGGUUUCUGAAAAAUAAAAAAUAAAACCAAAAAGUGUCUCUUUCGACAAAUUUAUAGAGAAUUUUUGCUAGAAUAAGAAAAAAAAAAGAAGUUGAGAUAACUUGUCACGUUUUAUUCUAUAACAAAAAUACCUUAUACCUAUUCUUAGCAGGUCUUAAAGCAAAUCAAAGGUACGAAAGCUUGCGGGUCUCGGAACGAAGCGCGCAAAAAACCUGUGUAUACUGUGGUUUUUCCUUAUUUUUUUUCAACGUAAACGGGAUUCCCUAUGAAACGGCCUCGGUGGAAGAGAUCAAGUGUGCUCCACCGAAAAAAGAAUAAAUUGAAUAAGUUAACGAGACAGUUAGUGAUUCUAAGUUAGUGAAAUUAAAUUCAGAUUUAGUAAUUUACGAAUUUUCAACGACCUGAAAUUCAAACUCUUCCCAUAAAAUCUAGAAACGAAAUUUUUUAUCGAGAGCUUAAAGAUUUUGCGGGUCAAAAGCUAUCUAAAACUCUGGAUAAGUUCUAAAAAAGUGUAUUUUUUUGUAUUGCAGUGCGGGUGUCGGCCGAUCAGGCUCUUAUAUUCUUCUUGAUAGCAUGCGACGCCACUUGGUCAACUUCAGGAAGUUGGUAGAAGUCUCAAGAACCGUUUGAAAUUGUUUUUGAAGGUUAAACGUCUUGGGUCACUUGUUACAUAUGCGACGGCAGCGGGAGAAGCUCGUCCAAACUUUGGUUCGACCUUUUUUGGAAAAAAAUUCAAUUUUUCAAUUAUAGGAACAAUACGUGUUCUGCCAUGAGGCGAUUCGUCAACUAAUUCGCCAUGGAAUCACUCGGGUUCAUUCUGAUCUCUUCAUGAGGUGAAUAGAGAUGAUUUCUGGGGGCUCGAUAGAGUGUUUUUCCGAAAUAUCCUGGUGAAAAACCUGUAUUAAAGUUUGAUUUUUUGAAAUUUUUGAAGUUCUUUGCCGUUUUUUAUGGCCUGUUCGAUGGAAAGAGCUAGAAAGUCCGUUAAAUCAAAAUAUUUUGAUUUUCUGCUCUACAAAAACCUCUUGAAACGUUGUCUUCAUGCAUAGAAAAAAAUUUUGAAAAAAAUAAAAAGAGGAUUUUUGAGCGAUCUUAUAGCAAAAAAAUUUUUUUCAUACUCUUUUUUUCAAAGAGAAAUUUGUUUGAAAUGAGCCUUUCUUCAUGAUUAAAAUAGGAGCGAAAACAAGUUGGACAUUUUAAUUCAUUUUUCUGGAUCUUUCGUAGUGUUUGGAAUCGAAAGUUUUGACUCUGAGCUUGUAAAAAAAUUUGAAGCUUUUUGAAAAAAACAUUCGAUUCCAACUUUUACGAGGAUUUUUUUUUUGAAACCUAUUCAUUUUCUUAACCUGCUUUUAAAAAGAUGAAAAAUUGAUCCGCAAUUUUAGGAUUAAUUGUCAAAUUUGGCGGUCGAUCUCCGAAUAUCUUUGAUUCAUUCAUGAAAAAGGAUUUCAGGUACCUCCACUACCUCGCCGAAGAGAACAUGAGCGGCAAGACACGGCUCCAAAUGCAAUUUGAAGUGAUUUCAACCGCAGGAAAUCCGAAAAAGAAGCUUUUUUCAGGACAUUUGCGAGUGUCGUCAUUCCCCGGCCUGCGUCGUCAACACCGAUUUCCUCGUUUUGCCGGUUUUUCGAAGCUCAAGCUGAAAAUUUAGGAAGAGAACAUUUGCAGGGACACCAUAGACUCGACGAAUUCAUAGUCGCGACUUGGCAAACGGAGGUCGAAGAUCUCUGGAGAUUGGUCUGGAAGAAAAGCUGCCAAACGAUCGUUUUUCUGACGACUCCUGGUCAGUGGUAAAGGCUUGGAAAGGCAAAAAAAAAAUUGGAAAAACAGACAAUUUUAUGUGUAAUAGACUUAGGUCCAUAGAAAAACACUUUAUAGCUCGCUUGGCCAUCGAAAAAAGGGUCUUAACGCGAGAAAAAUGAGAUAGUGCUUGGUUGGUGGAGAGCGCGGAAAGGCCACGCCCCUUUAUAUCUCAGGCUAGCCGUGAAUAGACUAUAUAAAAAUGAUGGACUGAAUUUGACAGCCCAUGCUAAAAUUUCCAGCAUUAAUCAAGCGGGAAAAGCGCUCCAUUUAUGACGCCAAUAAUUGAAAGCUUAUAGUCUGAUCAGUUUUUGAAUGUCAAAUAGGAUGACGUCAUUCGAAAAGGCUCUGUGAACGGCUCGCUCUCUGAUUGGUUUGAUCUGUGCUUAAGGGGCGGAGCUUGAGCGACGACUUGGCAUUUAAAAACUGAGCAGACUAUAAAGUAUUUUCAUUGAAAAAUUUUAAAUUUACUCUUAUACUCUUCAUGCAUUUUCCUUUGAAGUCUUGUGUUUUUUUUUGGAAUUUUUUUCAUCUCAGUGAAAGUUUUUUUUUGGAUACUUAGUUGGUUAAUUAAAUCUUCGCUUAAUUUAGGAAGCGAGGAAAGUUUCUGGAAGAAACUGACCGCAGUGGACACGAUGACCGUCCAGCACAGCGACAACUUUGUUCUUCUCCAGAAUAACGAGGAACAGGUGCUGACAUUCAGGCAUUUUUUUUUCUCUCAAUAAGCGAAUUAUAGAAAGAGAAGGUCAUUCUACCUUUUAGUUCAGAAAGUCCUAAAAUUCGGUGAGAAUACUCCUUGAUAUGCCAAAAGAAGAUCUGGAUGGUGUAAACUUGCAAAAUUUCUCAGCUUACAAGAAAUAAAGGCUCAAAGUUUGAAAAUGGUUUCACUAACAGCGGCGGGAGAUAAAAUGUGUUGUACGCAGUGCACGCGAUGCAUCAAAAGCGACGCGCAAAAAGCGAAAAAUAAUGUUUAUUAUGACUAAAAUCACUUUCAUAGUGGAUUUAGAUGGUUUUCCAUAGUUUUGAGGCUUUUUCUCUCAAAAACGAAAAAAUUAUGCAGUUUGACGCUUUCCUUAUCUUUUUGGUAAUCAAAAAUUAUUAUGGCUAGCUUUCAAAAAAAAAAAAAUUCCCAACCAUAAAGUAAAAUGACCCUACUCGUAUGAUAGCUAUAAAACGAGCUUGAAAAAACCUCUUAUUAUUUAAAAGUUCAGCUCUGCGUGCGGAUAGUGUGCGUUUCUCGAUCCGACUUGGAGAUCGACUUCUGGCGCGAAGUCGAAAAUGUUCAAAAGCAACGGAUCGCCUAUCACGACGCGCCGCUUCUGAUCCUCAGCCCGGUGCCGGUCUCGAUUUCCAUAAAAGCCACUUCUGCAACUUCUUUUUCAGAAGAUCGGCGUUUCUGCCUCCGGAAUCCAUCCUACCUCCCUACCGUCGCCCCGAGGCUCAACUUUAUCCCUGUCGCUUUUGGCAAAUGGUCAGUUUUUUUUUUCAGAGAACAGUCUAAAGUUCUUUGUGAAUAAUUGGACUUUUCAGAGGAAUCCGAUUUAUUAUCGAAGAAUUUCCUGUUUUUACUUUUUCAAGCUCAUUUUUCCUGCCUAGGGAUUUUUUUUUCCUUUUUGAAGCCUGAACUCCAACUUGAUACAAAUCCAGCUUUACGUUUCCUCAAAGAAACGAGAACUUCUGAAUCCCAGAACUAAAUGAGAAAACUGUUUCAGACCAUUCCCCGUCGCUGCCGUAUGCGAUGUGCGCCCUGACGACUCUGGCUUGUCAGCUGGAAACCACAGGAUGUAUAGAUGUUGUACAGGUUUUAUCGUCCUACGCCCAUAUCCAGUGCGGAUUGUGGACCUCAAAGGUUCGAACCUAUAUUUCAAAUUGAAGACUAAGAUUUGCCUGGUUUUCAGCAAGAUAUCGAAAUAAUCUACGAGAAGAUCUCACUACUUGUGGGCGGAACUCGAGUCUAA